CAGUCUUUUAUUGACGAUUAUAGAUAUUUCGUACCCGACAAAAGCAGCACACUCCUUUUCCUUGCCACUCUUUAACCCACCUGUCAAAGAAACAGACCGUACUCGUCCUCUAAUCACCUACGCGCAUGCCCUCAAGUCGCCAACAUGAUACUCCUCCACUUCGUUGUCAUCGGCAUCGCCACCUUGCUGGGCCUCUUGCCAAGGCUUCAGCUAAGAAAUGCUCUCCAGGGGUCCAACACUCUGACCUUAUCGCCAACUAUAACACCCCGUGUGGUUGAGGUCCAGGUCCCGACCUUGCCGUACCAAACCUCAGACUGGGUCGAUGUCAUUGACGUCCAUCCUUCGCUCAAUGACUUAGCCUCCUCUUCGUUCCUGGUGAACAGCUGUAGGCUUCGUCCUAUCCAACAGGCCAUCUUCCUCCCACUCUGUCCCGUUAUAUAUGAAGCCCCAAGGAUCAACAUUCACAAGGAGGGCGUUGUUACAUCCCCUCAAGAACAGAUUCUUCUGGAGGAUGACUUCCCUAGCAUCGAACGCGAGCCGGCCCAACCAAGCCGAUCCUGGAUCCCUAGGCCAGUGGACUUGUAUCCCACUGUUCUAAUACUUGCCGCAAUACUGGCUGUGAAGUACGUUUUACACCUAUCGUCAAACAACAGCCGCGAUGCUCAAGUCCAAAUCUACACCGACCGGAUCAAAACACUCCAAGGAGAUGUCUUGAUACACAGAGAAGGUGCCCGGACAGCAGGUGAAAAGGUUUCGCAUUUAGAGUCGUCCAACAACAAUCUUGAGAUGGAGCUCAGGCACCUGAAGUUCUCCAUUGAGCAAUUGAAGUCAUCCAACGAAGAAUUGAACUCCCGACACAAUAGUGUUCUGGAAUCGCGGGUGAAUCUGGAGAAAAUGUACAGCCGACAAUCGGAGUCGGGCAAGAAGCUUCACUCUGAGCUUCAACACAAAGAAUCCAUCAUCAAGCGGUUGCAGACACUAGACAAAGAGCAAGCUGCCGGUUCCACGACCGAUAGCCAUGCACAGACAGAUGGUCAAUAUGUACGUGAAGAGCUAGAAGCGAAACAAAGUGAGCUCGACGCUGUUCAAUCCGACGUGAUCACGUUGCAAGAGGAACUCGCCAAGGUCAAAGGGUCUCAUCAACAUGUUGAGAAUCGUCUUGCACGGAGAUCUCUUUCGCUCGAGCAAGCGCAAAAGAAAUUUGAUGAUGAGAGGGCGACCCACAAGAUCACCAGAGGAAAACAUCAGGCCUGUGCCGCAUCGCUCGAGAAGGAGACCAAGUCAAGGCGUGAGUUGGAACAAGCCAAGACAAAAUUGACUCGCGAGCUCAAACAGCGCGAAGAUCAGCUUAAUGUGUACAAGGCAUCUGCGCAGAAGAAGGAAAAGGCAUUGGAAGGGCUGCAGUCCAACGACGAAACUGCGACUCUGAGAACCGAAAUCGCCGACUUGCAGAAGAAACUCGAGGCAUCCGACAAGUCCAAUUCCUCACUUCUCGCUGACUUCCAACGACAAAAGCGCCAACUCAAGGACAAGGACGAUGUUCUAAAUAAGAACUCGUCCGAGUUAUCAGCUCUUGAGCACCAGAUCAAGACACUCGAGGAAAAGAAUAAAGAUGCAAAACUCGAGCAAGGGAUCCUCUCUCAAAAAUACACACAACUGGAGAAAGAAAUCACCUCCCUCCAGUCUGACAAGAACGCAGCCGAGAAUCUCAACUCGGAUAAGGAAAAGCUCGAGGGUGAACUACGUGAGGCACAAGCAAGUCUCAAUCGUCAAAUCCGGGUAAAUUCAGUGCAAACGGCUGAGAACAAGAGGGUUCAGAAAGAAGUUGAAGAGCUCAAGAAGCAGAGGAAGAGUCACAACAGCGAGGUCGAGACGCUGACUGCUCAGCUCCAACAAAAAGAGGCCGAUCUGCAAGCCAGUCAAGCUGCAGGCCAACGUAUGAUCGAACCUGAGGUCCUUGAGGCAGAGAAAGAACGCGUCACUGGGUAUAAAGCCCAGCUGGAUGGCGCUAUCGCUUCGAACGAACAGCUUAAAGAGACCAAUUCACAGCUUGAAAAACUCUCCACCGAUUACCAAAGUCGGAUUUCAGAAUUGGAAGCUGAGAACGCGAGCGCCGUCGCCUCGAAAGAACAGCUGAAAGAGACCAAUUCUCUUCUAGAGCAACUCCAUGCCCGAUAUGACAGUCGGAUUGCAGAAUUGGAAGCUGAAAACGCCCUGCUGAGACAGACGGCAGCCGUAUCGACAACGCCUAUUUAUGACCAGGUCGAACAACAAGCCGAGAGCUUCUCUCCAGAAGAAACUUCCUUCUUCGCGCAGGAAUGGUCAUCAAGCCCCGAAGGUCCAACGACCGCUGAACCAUAUGUCUUUGAGACUGGAAGUGGGUUCAACGAGGCAGACAUUAAAAGAAACGCCGAGCGCGUUCGCGACCUACCAGAUGCGCCGCCCAAUCCAGAGAGUCCAACAACAGCGAAAUCCCUCAGCUUGGAUGAUGAUAUCAUCCGUGUGGCUGCUGUUGAAGCUGGAGACCGAACAAGAUCCAUCAAGGUCAAGUUCCCUCCUACACAGGAUGAUGCCCAUGUAGAAAGUUCGCAGUCGUCGCUGGAGCCGAGUGGGCAACCGAUUGAAUCAGAGACGAGAUCAGACGUGGAGGAAAAGGAAGUAUCGGUUGCUUCCUCUCAACAAUCAGGUGAUGAUAAGACAUCAAUUCCUUCACCUGAACCGACACCAACAGCAAUUUCAUCGUCUGCUGAUGAGAGCACCGUAUCAACCAAAUCUAUUCCGGCCGCUGUUGAAGAGCCUGCACCUCAAAGAGCGGGCUCUGAGAAAGAGGAUAAAGAGGAACUAGAGAGCAAUCCGUCUGCUCCAGCAACAGCGAUGUCAGAAAUUGCUGAGUCCCCCAAGCCCUCCACCGAAGAGCAAAAGCCCAAGGACAAAGGUCUCGAAAGUAGUCGAUGGGCUCCAGCAGCAGUGGACUCGGAAGCCGCAGAGAAAUCUACGCCCUCCACUGAACCAGAAACUCCAAAGACUUCUAAAGGGCUAGAAGCUAGUAUGUGGGCUCCAAAGGCAGCAUCGUCGGAAUCUACUGAGCCACCGGAGCCCUCCAUUGAGUCGCAAGGCCCAAAGACGCCUAAAGGGCUGGAAGCUAGUAUGUGGGCCCCGAAGGAACCUCAAGAAGAAGAGGAAUCUAAGGAGGCAAAGAAGGCCUCUACCUCAUCGCCCGUGGAUACUCCUCAAGUCAAAAAGACGCCUAGAGGGCUCGAAGCAAGUAUAUACGCUCCCCGAAAAGAACCUCAAAGAGAGGAACCGGAGGAGGUCAAGAAGGCAACUUCCAAACCGCCAGUGGACACCCCGCAAGCACCAAAGCCAAAGACUCCUAAAGGACUUGAGGCCAGUAUAUUCGCCCCCAAGACGCCUGAGCCAUCUGAGCCCUCCGCUGAAACACCACAGGACUCCAAGCCUAAAGGACUUGAGAGCAGUAUGUGGGCUCCAGCAGCAGUUCCAAAGGCUACUGAAACCCCAACGCCUACUGCUGAACCGAAAGUCUCCCAGGCUAAAGGGCUCGAAGCUAGUAUACAUGCCCCGAAAGAACUUCAAGGAAAGGGAUCCAAGGAUGAGAAGACUUCCACCAAACCUACGGAUACCCCUCAAACUUCGAAGACCCCUAGAGGGCUAGAGGCCAGUCAAUUUGCGCCGAAAGAAAUUCGAGAUGAGUAUUUACAGGCAAAUAAGGCCGAAGACAAUUCAGAGAAAGGUCCUGCAAAGAUUCCCAAGGGUCUUGAAGCUAGUAUAUACGCCCCGAAAGAAGUUCAAGAGGAAGCAUCCAAGGCUGAGAAGCCCACUCCCAAAGAUCUUGAUACCCUCCAAGUCAAAAAGACUUCCAAGGGACUUGAGGCGAGCCAAUUUGCGCCGAAAGAAAUUCGAGACGAGUAUUUACAGGCGAAGAAGCCGGAAGACAUUCUCAAGAAGGACGCCGCCACCACAUCCGAGGACGUUCCUAAAACUCCAAAGAUCCCGAAAGGUCUCGAAGCCAGUCAGUUUGCGCCGAAAGAAAUUCGAGAGGAGUAUUUACAGGCAAAGAGCCUGGAAGACGAUUUGAAGAAGGCUUCUAUGACAACAGAGGAUGCUAAUAAACCUCCAAAAACUGCUAAAAAGGGGCUUGGAGCAAGUAUGCACGCCCCGAAAGAAGUUCAGGAAGAGCAUAUACAGUCCAAGAAACCUGAAGACGAUUCAGAGAAGGGUUCUGCAAAGACUCCCAAGGGUCUUGAAGCUAGUAUGUGGGCCCGGACAGAACCUCAAACGGAAGAUUCUCAGGAUCAAGCCUCCGAGGACACUUCAAAAGACACUUCAAAGAAGCCUCCUAAGACUCCAAAGACCCCUCAAGGUCUUGAAGAUAGUAUGUGGGCUCCACCAGAAACCCCAGGCGAGGAUAACAUGGUCAAAAAACUAGAAGACUCUUCCAACAAGACGCCCACCACAUCGGGACAUGAAGCUUCUCAAGCUUCACACGGUCCAAAGACUUCCAAGGGCCUUGGGGCUAGUAUGUGGGCUCCGAAGGAAAUUCAAGAGAAGGAUCCCAAGGGUCAAGAGCCACAGGGCACUCCAGAGAAGAGUUCUACGGCGUCGGGAGUUUCGAAACCGAAGGCUCCUAAGGGCCUUGAAGCUAGCAUAUUUGCGCGGCCACAAGCUCAGAGUGAGGACUCAACCGCAACAUCUCAAUCCACCGCCCUGGAAGACCACCCUCAAACAUCCAAAACACCCAAGGGUCUUGAAGCGAGCAUGUUUGCGCCACGUCCGGAACCACAAGCUAAGGACUCUCCGAACCCAAAGACCCCCAAGACCUCUAAGGGUCUUGAGGCUAGCAUGUUUGCGCGGCCACAAACUCAACAGGACAGCCCACAACCCAAAGCGACAUCAACGACUCCUCUAGGAGAUAGUCAAUCUCAAGGCCCCAAGGCACCUAAGGGUCUUGAAGCCAGCCAAUUCGCACCACGUCCAGAACCACAGGGUAAGGAUCCUCAAGCUGCCCCCAAGACCUCCACGACCCCCAAGGGUCUCGGGGCUAGCAUGUUCGCACCGCCACAAACUCACGCUGAGGACACAAAGUCGAAGACGUCUUCUACCACACCCACACCCACACCCACACCCACACCCGCAGGUACAGGUACAGGUACAGGUACAGGUACAAAUACAAAUACAAGGGGAUCUCAUCGAGGAUCUCAUUCCGAUAGCAUGAGUCGCAGUCAAAGUCGUGGACGCGGACGAGGCGGUAGUUCCAACGGCAACGGCAGUGUCAGUGCCGGUACCAGCCGCGACGCCAGCGCCAGUCAGAGCCAGAGCCAAAAUCAAACUCAAGGCCGUGGACGUGGACGCGGACGCGGACGCGGACGUGGGGCUAGUACGACUAGCCGCGCCGGUCACGACCAGAGUCGUAGCCAAAGUCGCAUUCCACGCCGUUCGGAACCAUCCACUUCAGCAUCAGCAUCAGCAUCAGCAUCAGCACCAGGGAGACCUCCUCCUUCUAUUGAUGGACCUGGGCUAGGUGAUAGGCCAUUUGAAGGUGGAGCGCCAGAUACUCGGCCGGCGAAUCCCGGCGCGGAGUAUCAUACAUGGAAGUCGAAAUGAUGAGGAAGGGGAGGAUGGGAAUGUGGAUGAGGAAGAUUAUAAAUAGGAUAAUAAGAGGCGGGCAUGGG
This is a messenger RNA of Exophiala mesophila, 5690 nucleotides long. RefSeq lists its product as uncharacterized. The transcript has a single exon. The coding region runs from base 145 to 5622 and encodes 1825 amino acids. The record is from RefSeq and is a predicted model, not a curated record. Lineage: Eukaryota; Fungi; Ascomycota; Eurotiomycetes; Chaetothyriales; Herpotrichiellaceae.